CGUCGCUAGCUUGACACUAGUUGUGAUGUUAGCUUGUUUUCUUGGACGCUCCUAGCUCUGAUCUCACCGCCCUGCUAAUUGCCUCACGCCCCCCUCAGGAAACCAUGGCCUCGGAGGCCUCGGGAUCCCCUCAGUCGUCCCAACAUGACGCGGUGCUACAGCAGCGAGUGGCAUCUCUGGAGCAGGAGAGGGCCGAGUUCAUCAAACUCAAGCAGCAGCUGGAGGUGGAGUUCAACCAGAAGCGGGCCAAGUUCAAAGAGCUUUACCUCACCAGGGAAGAGGAGCUGAAGAGGCAGACAGCUGCACUGGAGGACGCCCAUUCCGAGCUGAGCUCCGUCCAGACCCAGCUCUCUCAGGCCCAGGCUGAGAUAGAGACCAUCAAAGCUGUGGCCACCGUGUCGGAAAACACCAAACAGGAAGCCAUCGACCAGGUCCGCAGCCAAUGGCAGGAGGAGGUGGCCUCCCUGCAGGCCAUAAUGAAAGACACGGUGUGUGAGUAUGAGGUCCAGUUCCACCAACGCCUGGAGCAGGAGCGUGCCCAGUGGAACCAGUAUCGCGAGGCGGUGGAGAGGGAGCUGGGCGAGCUGAGGCGCCGGCUCUCCGAGGGUCAGGAGGAGGAGAACCUGGAGGAUGAAAUGAAGAAAGCCCAGGAGGAUGCAGAGAAGCUGCGUUCAGUAGUGAUGCCUAUGGAGCACGAGAUCGCAGCCCUGAAGGCCAAACUGGCCACAGCCGAGGAGAAGGUGAAGGAGUUGGAGGCCUCGAAGGUCAAGGAGCUCAAUCACGUUCUGGAGGCUGAGAAGUCGUGUCGUACGGACCUGGAGAUGUAUGUCGCUGUGCUGAACACGCAGAAGUCCGUCUUGCAGGAGGAUGCGGAGAAACUACGGAAGGAGCUUCAUGACGUCUGUCACAAGCUGGAGUUGGAGCGGCAGCAGCACAACCAGCUGAAGCACACAUGGCAGCGAGCUAACGACCAAUUCCUGGAGUCUCACCGCCUCCUUAUGAGGGACAUGCAGAGGAUCGAGAGCGUGCUGUCAUCAGAACAGCUCCGCCAGGUGGAGGAGAUGAAGAGGAAAGACCAGGAGGAUGACGAAAAGGAGCGCCUGAGUCAAGUGAAGGACCUGCAGGAGGACAACGGAGGAGACAACACCGAGCCUUUGGAGGACUUAUUCCUCGGCCUCAGCGUCGAGGAGCCCCAUGUGAACCACAGCGCCCACGGCUCUAUGCACUCCUUAGACACUGAUGUGGUGACGGGCAGCCCCAUGGACCCUUACAAGGACAACCUGCGGCGAGUUCAGUCCACAGACAGCCUCGGUUCCUCGCUGUCCAUCCAGCAGGGUCUUGGCGGCCAGAACCACAAGGCCAAAUCAGCAGGCCACUUAGACGAGUCGGACUUUGGGCCCUUGGUUGGGGCCGACAGCGGGGUGACAGACAGUAGUUUUGGAGACACUGCUUCAAUCAGCUCAAUCAAGCUGCCGACAAGUCACUUCCUGCUGACUAAAGACCAGGAGAAGGCGAUCAAAGCCAUGACCCCGGAGCAGGAGGAGACGGCGUCGCUGCUGUCCAGCAUCUCUCACGCCCCAGACACCGCUUACUUACCGCCUGCCGGCUACCGGCUCGUCAGUGACAGCGAGUGGAACCUGCUACAGCAAGAGUUGAAAAAUGCUGGCAGGAAGCUCGGACGAAGGUGCGACAUGUGCUCAAACUAUGAGAAGCAGCUUCAGGCCAUCCAAGGACAGGAGGCUGAGACGAGAGAUCAGGUGAAGAAGCUGCAGGUGAUGCUACGUCAGGCCAACGAUCAGCUGGAGAGGACGAUGACUGAGAAGCAGAAUUUGGAAGAUUCAGUCAAAGCAGGAAACGAGGAAACCGCUGCUAAGGUAUCUGGCCUCAUGCAGAGAGUCCAGGAAUCAGAAACACUGCUCAGCACACUACAGCAAGCCUUCAGUGACGCUAAGAGGAACACGCAGGAACAGAUGGCGGUGCUGCUGAAGUCCAGGGAGCAGGUGGCAGAUGAGCUAAGUCGACUACAGAGAGAUAACGAGAGUCUGCAGGGGAAGCACAGGCUGCAUUUAGAACUGCAGCAGCAAGAAGACUUCCAAAUGCCCACUACUGUUCACGUACGUGAAGCCUCAGCACCAACCAUAACACUUCAGUGGUACUUAUUGAAAUGUGUCUGAAAGGAGGCAUCCAGA
Messenger RNA from Neolamprologus brichardi, 2189 nucleotides. The record is from RefSeq and is a predicted model, not a curated record. Lineage: Eukaryota; Metazoa; Chordata; Actinopteri; Cichliformes; Cichlidae.